Molecule: messenger RNA, 1980 nt
Organism: Leptosia nina
Lineage: Eukaryota; Metazoa; Arthropoda; Insecta; Lepidoptera; Pieridae
Source: the annotation of a GenBank genome assembly
AUGCGGCUAAGAAGCAAAAAGAGGGAGCAACGGCUCUCAAAGCGAAUCUCACAGAAAGUGUCAAAAAUAAAACAAAAGUCACCAAAUACACUAUUACUCAAGAAGAACAAGUGGAAGAAGAUUUUAAAUGACGAUAAAGUGUUGUCAUCUGAAAUUAUUCACUGUACUCGGUCCAGAUAUGCACUAGGGUUAAAAACACGACCAGUGAGAACAAAAAUCAUUAAAAUGGAGAAACCAGUUGAUCAAAAGAAAAAGGAUGAUGUCAAGAAGCCAAUAUUUCAGACAGUUGUCCGGAACACUGCUAAAGAUACAGUUACAUCAUCAACACCAGUGAAAGUUAAGGAAAAGACAUCAAAGACAAAGCUGAAGGAAGUCAGAAUGACCAGAAGUGUGCAGCUCCGACAAAGUUCUUUGAACCGUGAACUUAGAAAAACAGAGUCGGUCUCCUCAGCACUUAGUUCACCGCGUAAAACGCGACGAAUGGACAAAACCGAGAAAUCAGCAUCUUUAAAUAGCUCACCGAUCCGUAAAGUCAGGCAAAUGGGUACUCCCUCACCCAGACUGAAUAAAAUAGCCAUUAGCUCCACAAAUGAGAGUCCAAAAAAGAAAAUGAAACCAAAAGAUCCCACACCUGAACCGAGCUUUCCUGAAGAUAAUGAUGUGACUAUGUAUGAACCGCAUACAACCACUUCAGAUUUAAAAGAUGAGUCUGAUUCUGAUGGCCAAGUUGAAUCCACAGAGCUGUGCUUGCCAAAUGACUGUUUGAAUGACUUCAUGGCGAUAGAAUGUGUACGUUUGAUGAACGAAGGGAUAUCCACUGACCAUGAUAUUAACAUGUUAGCAGAUAAAGCAGCCAGAGUCAUGACAACAGAUAAAGAAGAACGAAAUUCAGUAGACAAGAAGAAGAGGUGGAAAUCUAGUAAUGAUUUGGAAAUGUAUCAACCGACAUCGACGACAGACGACUUGGAUGUAUGUACAGAUUUUUUGACAACUGACGAAAAAUAUGUACAGCCAGACUUUGUCUCUUUGCUGGAACAAGAUGGCUAUGUCCGCGACUCCGAAUGCGAGAUUUCGUCUACAUGUGAACAGGGUACUGCUAUAGAGAGUCUCGAAGCACUGUCAGCUCGGAGCCCCAGCAGUGGAUUUCUGGCUGAAAUCAGCCAGAGCUUGGCUGCAGAGGCUAACGGUUGGAGUGCUGAAAUUGUAGCUGACGAGAAUUCUUUGAAUUGUCACGAUGAAAUUACCCCGGACAUCGAGGAGGAAGCCGUAGAUGUCAUUACUUCAUGUAGUACAAGAGUGGACUGUGAGCAAAUAUCUUCGUGGGCCGAAGCAUUCGAUCCAUAUCUAUUCAUUAAACAGCUUCCACCACUGGAGAGUGUGGCGACGGGAGCAUUGCGAGCUAGGUAUCCCGCCCUGCCAUUGAAGACUAGAACUAGCCCCGACUUUAGUUUAGUGCUGGAUUUAGACGAGACCUUAGUGCACUGUUCUCUGCAAGAGUUGCCAGAUGCGAGCUUCCAUUUUCCCGUCCUCUUCCAAGAUUGUCGUUAUACGGUGUUUGUGCGCACGCGACCCCACUUCGCUCAGUUCCUGUCGCGCGUCUCUCGGCUCUACGAGGUCAUUUUGUUCACCGCGAGCAAGCGAGUCUACGCAGACAGGCUGCUCAACCUGCUCGACCCGCAGAGGCGAUGGAUUAAAUACAGAUUAUUCCGCGAACAUUGUCUUCUUGUGAACGGAAACUAUGUCAAAGAUCUCUCCAUUUUGGGAAGGGAUCUGCGCAAGACUGUAAUAGUCGACAAUAGUCCACAGGCGUUUGGUUAUCAACUUGAGAACGGAAUCCCGAUAGAUAGCUGGUUCGUAGACAAGAGUGACAACGAAUUAUUAAAGCUGAUUCCGUUCUUGGAGCACCUUGCUACUAAAGAUGACGUGCGGCCGUACAUCCGAGACAAAUACAAGCUCUUCAGUUACUUACCACCGGAUUAA